UCAUGCAAAACACCAUCAAUUAAAAAAUGAGUUCGACUUGGAGCUAAAGUUCGUGAUAUUUUAAAAUUAUGUUAGUUUGCACUAAACUGCGCAACGAUGAACAUAAGCUUUGAAAAUUUAAGUUAUAAGGUUGAAAAGCGUAAACUGUUAGGCAAAAAAGAUGUUACAGAAAUAUUAAAAGAUAUCAAUGGCGAGUUUCGUAGUUGUGAAUUGUCAGCAAUUAUGGGUCCAAGUGGAAGUGGAAAAAGUACAAUGCUCAACAUUCUAUCGGGUUACACGUCAAAUGGUUUCAAAGGAACAAUAAAAGUUAACAAUAAUGAAGCGAAUCCGAAUAAAAUUCGAAAAAAAUCGUCAUACAUUAUGCAGGAAAAUAGUUUACAUACCUUUUUAUCAGUGCACGAAACGAUAAAUUUUGCAAUGAACUUGAAGGUUGGAAGUCGAUUGAACUUUGAACAACGUAGAGGCAAGAUUCAUCACAUUCUCGAAUCGUUGGGAUUACUUGAGAUUGUUGGUAAUCGUGUUAAAGAUAUUAGUGGUGGAGAACAGAAGAGAUUGUCGAUAGCAUUGGAACUUGUUGAUGACCCUUCGAUAAUUUUUCUCGAUGAACCCACAACGGGUUUGGAUUCGUCUUCUUCUCUUCAAUGCAUUCAACUUCUGAAAAAACUCGCUGAAGAGAGAAAAACAAUUGUUUGUACAAUUCAUUCACCUUCGGCUUUAUUAUUCGAUCUUCUUGAUCAUAUUUAUGUGAUAGCCGACAGUUCAUGCAUCUAUCAAGGUUCCACUAAAAAAUUAAUUCCAUUUUUAAAUGAAUUAAAUUUGAUAUGCCCACAAAUCUACACUCCAUCUGACUUUCUCCUGGAGAUUGCUACGAAUGAUUACGGUCCACAAAACCAUCGAUUAACUGAUAAAAUCAAAAAUGGAUUAAAUAAUGAAUUUAGAAAAGUGGAAAACUAUUUAGUCGAAGAAGAUUUAUUGCUUAACUCAACUCAAGAAAGCACUGAAUAUUCAACAUCAUUUUAUCAACAAUUUAAAAUUCUUCUCUAUCGUAAUUUCCUUACUAACAGCCGAGAUAAAACUUUAUUCUUGAUGCGUCUUCUCAUCAACAUCGGUGUUGGUUUGUGUUUCGGAAUAAUGUAUUUUGGAAUUGGUAAUGAGGCUUCAUUCAUUUAUGAUAUCCAAAGAUUCAUCGUCUACAGCACUUUUCAUCCAAUGUUUCUUGGUUUUAAUUCACAACUGACUACAUACAAAAAGAUAAUUUUAAAUGAAAUUAGUGGAGAAUUUCGUGCAUGUGAAUUAUCUGGAAUUGUUGGUCAAAGUGGUAGUGGAAAGACUUCAUUGUUAAAUAUCUUAUCAGGAUUUACGAAAGGAAGCGUGUCUGGUUCGAUAAAAAUCAAUGGAAAAGAUAGUAAAAAUGGAAAGUUUAGAGAAAUUUCAAAGUACAUCAUGCAAGAUUUCUCAUUGCAUCGUUUCAUCACUGUUGAAGAAUCCAUGAAGUUUGCAGCAAACUUAACACGAUGCAAUGAAAGUGAAGAUUUUAAAAAUCUGAAGAUCACUUCAAUUUUAAAAGAAUUAAGUCUCGCAGACAAACACGAUCACUACACAUCAAACCUGAGUGGUGGCGAACAAAAGCGUCUCUCAAUUGCUUUAGAAUUGAUUGACGAUCCUUCAAUAUUGUAUCUUGAUGAACCAACGACAGGUCUGGAUUCUUUAUCAUCUCUGCAAUGUGUUCAAUUGCUAAGAAAACUGGCUUAUAAAGGAAAGACAAUCAUUUGCACAAUUCACACACCAUCAGCACUUCUUUUUGAAAUGUUUGAUUACAUUUACGCUUUAGCUGAUGGAAAUUGUAUUUAUCAAGGGUCAAGCAAAAAUCUUGUGCCGUUUUUGAAAGAACUUGACUUGAUUUGUCCACCUUCGUACAAUCCGAUUGAUUUUCUCUUAGAAAUUUCAAAUAACGAUUAUGGAGAACAAAACCAACGCUUAACUGAUAAAAUUGAGAAUGGAAUGAAUUCUAAUUAUCGAUCAAGGGAUCUGCAUACAUCGAAGAAAUACGAAGUUUUCAACAUUUAUCUUGACUCUCUUAAUCCUGAUCCAAAUCCAAUUUCAACUCGUUUAAUGUCAAAUUUUACAAAUCAACUUGGACAACUUUUGAUAAGAAAUUUUUUGAUUGCAACACGUGAUAAAACUUUGACAUUAAUGAGACUGAUAAUUCAUCUAACAAUUGCGAUUUUUAUUGGCAUCAUGUACAAUGGAAUUGGUGAUGACGCAUCGAAUAUUUUCAAUAUUUACAAAUUUCUAUUCUUCAAUAUUUUUCUUCUUAUGUUUACCGCUUUUAGUUCUCUUCAAACUUCAUUCGUUUUAAAGAUUUCGCUAGCGAUGGUCGACGCAUCGUUAAGUUUACAAUUUAAAGAUUUGUGUUAUCAUGUUGAUGCUGGUCAUUUUAUUAAAUCUGAAGAACGCACAAACAUUUUAAAAAAGGUCAAUGGAGAGUUUAGAAGUAGAGAAUUGACAGCGAUAUGUGGGCCAAGUGGAAGUGGAAAAAGUUCUUUGUUGAAUGCACUUUCUGGUUACAAAGUUAAUAAUGUAACGGGUGCGAUAUCAUUAAACGCUGAGAAUAUUUCAACAAGACAAAUUAGAAGAUUUUCCUCUUACAUUAUGCAAGAGAAUAAAUUGCACGAUCAUCUGACUGUGUAUGAGUCAAUGAUGUUCGCUGCUUGUUUUAAACUGAAAAACGCUGAAAAUAAACAAAGAAAAGUUGAUCGCAUUUUAAAAUCUUUAAACAUGGAAGAAAAAAUGGAAACAUUUGUAAAAAAAUUGAGUGGCGGUGAAAAGAAAAGAUUGUCGAUUGCUUUCGAACUUGUUGAUGAUCCGCUAAUUAUGUUUCUAGAUGAACCCACAACCGGUUUAGAUUCAUCAUCAUCGACACAAUGCAUUAGAAUUUUGAAACGACUUGCAAAUGAAGGUAAAAUGAUCAUUUGCACAAUUCAUUCACCGUCUCCACUGAUUUUUGAAAUGUUUGAUCAUGUUUACACGUUGGCUGACGGGUAUUGCAUUUAUCAAGGUUCCAGUAAGAAUCUAUUGCCAUUUCUGAAAGAGUUGAAUCUCAUUUGCCCUGACAACUACACACCUUCAGAUUUUCUGCUUGAAAUUGCGACUAAUGAUUAUGGAAAUGAAAAUCAUCGGCUAACGAAUAAAAUUAAGAACGGAAUGAGUUCAAUGUAUCGCGAAACAUCAACAACAUGUCACCAAAUUCUAAAUAACAAUCAGAUUAACCUUACAUCACCUUCAAACUCAAUUUAUCUACUUUCGCUGUUCCAACAAACUAAAAAUUUACUUUACCGGAAUUCACUGAUCUCAGUUCGUGAUAAAAGUCUAAUUACGAUGCGACUCUUCAUUCAUUUAAUUACCGGAAUUAUUUUUGGAAUUCUCUACAAAAAUUCUGGCAGCGAAGCUUCAAAGUUCCUUGAUAAUUAUCGUUAUAUUGUUACAACAAUUGUUUUUCAACUAUACACGUCAUACUUCUCACUGCAAACAGCCAUUCCAUUAAAUUUUCCUAUUCUAAAACGCGAAAGGUUUAAUCGAUGGUACUCAGCUAGUGCAUAUUAUUUUGCUUUUAUUAUUCAUGACUUGCCGAUAACAUUUCUCUGUUCGAUGACAUAUGUUUCGAUCACUUAUCUAAUGACAGAUCAACCUAGAGAACUGUUAAGAUUUCUAGCAUUUUUAAGUAUAUCUUUAACUUUAAGUUAUGCAUCGCAAGGCCUUGGAUUUAUGUGCAGCGCUUUAUUUAAUGCUAAGAGUUCUGUGAUCUUCGGUGGAAUGUUUCUUGCUCCAUUUUUUAUGUUCUCAUCAGCUGUUAUUCAAAUGAAAGAUGCCGCAAAUUAUUUCCAUUGGUUAUUUCAUGCUAAUUUCCUGGACAAUGCUAUUAAAGGAACCUUGAACGCAAUUUAUGGUUUAGACAGAUCUAAAAUUGAAUGUGUCGACGACAUUUAUUGUCACUACAGUUAUCCAAAAAAAGUCUUACAAGAAUUCUCUAUUUAUAUAAGCAUUUGGCGUGUGCUUUUUGUGCUAACACUUUAUGCAAUAUUCACAAGAAUCUUAACGUUUAUAUUUAUCAAAUAUAGAUUAAAAAAGUGACGAA
This is a messenger RNA of Clunio marinus, 4135 nucleotides long. The record is from the annotation of a GenBank genome assembly. Lineage: Eukaryota; Metazoa; Arthropoda; Insecta; Diptera; Chironomidae.